Messenger RNA from Adineta ricciae, 1230 nucleotides. NCBI's taxonomy places the organism in Eukaryota, Metazoa, Rotifera, Eurotatoria, Adinetida, Adinetidae. The record is from the annotation of a GenBank genome assembly.
AUGGUUCUUUCUGAAAAACAAAAAAAUGAACUUAAUCAAGCUAUAGCUGAAUAUCUAGUAACAAAUGGAUAUCCAAUAUCAUUCAAAGAAUUUUGCAGAGAAGCAAACCUUUCGUCCAAUGAAAGUGCAGAGAGGAAAGAUCAAUUGGAGAAGAAAUGGACUUCUGUCAUACGACUACAAAAGAAAGUCAUGGAUCUUGAAACAAAACUGCAAGAAGCUCUACAAGAAGCAACAACUGGUGGACCCACUCGAGAAAAACGUCAACCUGGAGAAUGGGUACCGCGUCCUCCCGAAAAAUUCGAAUUGAAAGGUCAUCGUGAUACGGUGACGCGUGUUGUCUUUCAUCCAACCUUCGAUGUUAUUGCAUCCGCUAGUGAAGAUGCAACUAUUAAAAUUUGGGAUUAUGAAUCAGGUGAAUAUGAACGGACUUUGAAAGGUCAUACAGCGCCGGUGCAAGAUAUCGCCUUUGAUCAUACAGGCAAAUGGCUUGUAUCGUGUUCUGCUGAUUUAAGUGUUCGUUUAUGGGAUUUCCAAAAUUAUCAAUGCGUGAAAACAAUGCAUGGUCACGAUCAUAAUGUAUCUUCGGUAACAUUUACUCCAAGUGGUGAUCACAUUAUUUCAUGCAGUCGAGAUAAAACUAUCAAAAUAUGGGAAGUGUCAACAACAUUUUGCGUCAAAUCCCUUGUUGGCCAUCGAGAAUGGGUACGCAUGAUACGUGUUUACCAAGAUGGUACAUUACUAGCCAGUUGCUCAGUCGAUCAUACUAUACGUAUUUGGUCGUUGCCGAAUGGUGAAUGUAAAAGUGAAUUACGCGGGCAUGACAAUGUAAUUGAAUGUAUUGCUUGGGCACCGGAUUCAGCCGGACCACACAUAUCUGAAUCGGUUUCAAAUGGUGGAUCUGAAACACAACCACGAUCUGGUCCUUAUCUUGUAUCCGGUGCACGUGAUAAGACAAUCCGAAUGUGGGAUGCAGUUAACGGUCUUUGCUUAUUUAUAUUGAAUGGUCAUGAUAACUGGGUUCGUGGCCUUCUGUUUCAUCCAGGUGGCAAAUACCUAUUGAGCUGUUCUGAUGACAAAACAUUACGUGUGUGGGAUAUCAAGAAUAAACGAAACACGAAAUCCAUCGAUGCUCAUACUCAUUUUUGUACUUCGCUUGAUAUGCAUCGAAAUAAACCCUUUGUGAUUACGGGUAGUGUUGAUACAUCAGUUAAAGUUUGGGAGUGCCGUUAA